AUGUCUGCCCUAGACCAAUCAGGGCCGCAGCCCAUUGGGGCAGACUUUGGUUUUAAUCCAGUCUCUAAUCUCCAUGGCCGCUCGUCUAUCACCUCUAGCUUGGCAGCAGGGUCUUCAAGAAAGGAUAAGAGCAGCUGGCGGCCCUUUCACUCUUCGCGCUCGCGCCCUGGUCGGUCCUUGAAUGAUGCCGCUACUGCACAGGAACCUCUGGGUAGAGAGGACAGCCGACGCAGUCAUGGCACGACUAGUUCUAGCUGGUGGAAGGUGCAUUUUUUUCGCGGCAUGGUCAAUGAUAUCAAACGGAGGGCACCUUUUUACUGGAGUGAUUGGACUGAUGCCUGGGACUAUCGAGUCGUGCCGGCGACGGUUUAUAUGUAUUUUGCAAACAUUCUUCCUGCACUAGCUUUCUCGCUGGACAUGUUCGAAAAGACCAGUCACAGCUAUGGCGUGAACGAGGUGCUUCUCGCCUCGGUUUUGGGUUCUGUGGUUUUUGCAGUGCUGGCCGCACAGCCACUUGUCAUUGUCGGCGUUACAGGUCCCAUCACGGUCUUCAACUAUACCGUCUAUGACAUCAUGAGCCCGGGAGGAACCAACUAUCUCGCAUUUAUGUUCUGGAUUGGGCUCUGGUCGUUGGUUUUCCAUUGGAUCCUUGCUGUUACAAACGCCUGCAAUGGCCUGACAUAUGUGACUCGCUUCUCGUGCGACAUAUUCGGCUUCUACGUCGCCUUCAUCUACCUCCAAAAGGGAAUCCAAGUCCUGACCCGGCAAUGGGGUAUGGCGGGUGAAACGUCUGCGUUUCUCAGCGUCAUGGUCUCGUUGUUGGUCUUGAUGAGCGGCUAUGUUUGUGGUAUGCUCGGCGAAAGCACCCUGUUCCAGAGAAAUGUGCGGAAAUUCAUCGAGGAUUAUGGCACGCCUCUGACGAUUGUGUUUUUCACUGGUUUUGUUCACUAUGGACAUAUGAAGGACGUCCAUAUCGAGACUCUGCCAACGUCAAAGGCCUUUUUCCCCACGGCGGAUCGUAGCUGGCUUGUCGAUUUGUGGGAUAUUAGUGUCGGCGAGGUGUUUCUCGCGAUUCCAUUUGCUAUUCUUCUCACCAUUCUUUUCUACUUUGACCACAAUGUAUCAUCUCUAAUAGCCCAAGGCACCGAGUUCCCUCUUCGCAAACCAGCCGGAUUCCACUGGGACAUUUUUCUUCUUGGUCUCACCACCGGAGUUGCCGGUGUCCUGGGGAUCCCCUUCCCCAAUGGCCUCAUCCCGCAAGCCCCAUUCCACACACAGGCACUCUGCGUAACACGACAAAUCUCCGACGACGACGAAACCAACAAGGGCAAAGCCAUCCGCAUCACCGACCAUGUCGUCGAGCAGCGCGUCAGCAAUCUCGCACAGGGGAUUUUGACUCUGGGCACCAUGACCGGCCCGCUCCUGAUCGUCCUGCACUUGAUCCCUCAGGGCGUACUCGCCGGCCUUUUCUUUAUCAUGGGCGUCCAGGCCCUACAAGCCAACGGAAUCACGCAAAAGCUAGUCUUCCUUGCCCAAGACCGCCAUUUCAGUCCCGCCUCAAACCCGCUGAAACGCCUGGAGCGGCGAAGCGCGAUCUGGGCGUUUGUCAUUCUGGAACUUGUCGGGUUUGGCGCUACGUUUGCAACUACGCAGACUAUUGCGGCGAUUGGGUUUCCCGUUAUUAUUUUGUUGUUGAUUCCUGUGCGCUCGUUCCUGUUGCCGUUGUGGUUUCGGUCGGAGGAAUUGGCGGCGCUGGAUGCGCCGACUGCGAGUCCGUUUACAAUGGAGUCUGUUGGGGGGGUUUUUGGGUUGUCUGGCGACGAAGACGAUGAUAACAACUUCAGGGGGGGCUCGGCAGCAGAUAAUGGUAAUGGUGGUUUGUUCACAACCUCUGGUGAGACGGCUGCCUCGCACCGGUCAAGUUCAGAAGAGUCUGUCGUCGACGAUGAGUUGGAGAGAGGAGAGUCAUAUCGGCUGUCAUCGCGUCCGACUGCGCGGAAGAGGAGUACGACGACCAAGUCGUAA
Talaromyces rugulosus is the source of this 2025-nucleotide messenger RNA. RefSeq lists its product as uncharacterized. Gene Ontology annotation, cellular component: fungal-type vacuole; plasma membrane. The coding region runs from base 1 to 2025 and encodes 674 amino acids. Gene Ontology annotation, molecular function: solute:inorganic anion antiporter activity; borate efflux transmembrane transporter activity. Gene Ontology annotation, biological process: monoatomic ion homeostasis; borate transport; monoatomic anion transport. The transcript is spliced from 5 exons. The record is from RefSeq and is a predicted model, not a curated record. Lineage: Eukaryota; Fungi; Ascomycota; Eurotiomycetes; Eurotiales; Trichocomaceae.